Plasmodium falciparum 3D7 is the source of this 240-nucleotide messenger RNA. RefSeq lists its product as uncharacterized. The record is from RefSeq and is a predicted model, not a curated record. The transcript has a single exon. NCBI's taxonomy places the organism in Eukaryota, Apicomplexa, Aconoidasida, Haemosporida, Plasmodiidae. The coding region runs from base 1 to 240 and encodes 79 amino acids.
AUGGAAAGAAAAGAAGCUAUAUUUUACAAUGGAGUUGAGGACCCUUAUGUCGUAAACUACAUAUGGCUAUACGAUAAGAAAGAUAAAAUAGAAGAAAAGAAACAGCAUAAGAACAUGAAUAUAAAUAAUAGUAGUACAUAUAUAUCUCAGAAAAAAAACGAUACAAGGAAUUAUUUUAAUAAUGAUCAAAGACAAAUAUAUAAUAUACAAAAUAAUGAAAAGAGGGAAGAUACUUUGUAG